UUCCACCAUCUACUCUGCUUCCCCUGUCUUCGUCCUCUCUCCAAUUAUCUCUCUCCUAAUAUCUCUCUAUCCUUUUCCCUGAGAUCUAGAGAGAGUAAGGGGAGGGUAAGCAAUUUUCCAGUACAGCUGCAAUGGUGAUCCGGAAGAAUUUCUCGUAUGUAAUCAUGUCCGGUCUCCUGGUUCUGUUCUUCCUCGCCGGUACUUUUGCCAGAGUAAACACCAAUGGAGGUUUCCAGUUGAGGAACGAGGAGAAAGCGGCAUUGGAAAGCUCGAACCAGACAGCCGCGGCGGCAAGGUCGGUGGAGGUUGAAGAGGCUUUGAGCAAACAUGCCGUUGAUGAUCCUGAAGAAGUUGCAUCCAUGGUUGUAGAGGGCAUCCGGAAUACUACAGAGAGGCGAAAGCUGGGAUACUUCUCGUGUGGGACCGGGAAUCCAAUUGAUGACUGCUGGCGAUGCGACCCGAAUUGGCACAUGAACCGCAAGCGUCUCGCGGACUGUGGAAUCGGGUUCGGGCGCAACGCAAUCGGCGGGCGUGACGGUAAAUUCUACGUCGUCACGGACCCGAACGAUGACGACCCGGUGAACCCUAGACCCGGCACCCUCCGCCAUGCGGUCAUCCAGGACGAACCUCUCUGGAUCAUCUUCAAGCGGGACAUGGUUAUCCAGCUGAAACAGGAGCUGAUUAUGAACAGCUUCAAGACCAUCGACGGCCGAGGGACGAACGUCCACAUCGCUAACGGAGCGUGCAUUACCAUACAGUUUAUCACUAAUGUGAUCAUUCAUGGUUUGCACGUUCAUGACUGUAAGCAGACGGGGAAUGCCAUGGUCAGGAGCUCUCCGUCUCAUUUCGGGUGGAGGACGAUGGCGGAUGGCGAUGGAAUUUCCAUUUUCGGGUCGAGCCAUGUUUGGAUUGAUCAUAACUCGCUGUCUAACUGUGCUGAUGGCCUGGUUGAUGCUGUCAUGGGCUCUACUGCGCUAACCAUUUCCAACAACCAUUUUGCCCACCAUAAUGAGGUGAUGUUGUUGGGUCACAGUGACUCUUACAUAAGAGACAAGCAAAUGCAAGUCACAAUUGCCUUUAACCACUUUGGAGAGGGUCUCAUCCAGAGAAUGCCUAGGUGUAGACAUGGGUACUUUCAUGUGGUGAACAAUGACUAUACACACUGGGAAAUGUAUGCCAUUGGUGGAAGCGCUAACCCAACCAUCAACAGUCAAGGCAACCGCUACCUUGCCCCAUUCAACCCAUUUGCCAAAGAGGUGACAAAGAGGGUUGAGCCAUAUGAAAAUGAUUGGGAACAUUGGAAUUGGAGAUCAGAGGGGGACUUGAUGCUCAAUGGGGCCUACUUCACUGCGUCCGGGGCAGGCGCUUCUGCCAGCUAUGCAAGAGCUUCAAGCUUAGGUGCCAAGUCAGCUUCUAUGGUCGGCAGUAUUACUUCCAAUGCUGGCCCUCUUGCUUGCCGCAAGAGCAGAACAUGCUAGCAUCCUGAAGUUGAGCUAUUUAUCACUCAAUUGUACCACUACCACAGACACACAAAAAAAAACAAAAAAAUGGGGAGAAAAAUAUUGGCAAAAGUGUACAAUUUUAGCACAACAAUUCAUCCCGAGGUCUCAAAACGCUGUGCAACCUCGGCCUGUAACUUCUACCCGAAUGAAAGCUAAAUAGCUAGUGUUGUUUGCAGAUGCAGGCGCGAAAGCGUUGGUAAUUUAUAAAUAUAUAUUUGCAAACACCAUUUCUCACUUAUUAUACACUUCUUUCUAAUGUAUGUAUUCUCCUAUGUAAGCAACAACAGUCUUUGGUCAUACGUGUAGUGCUUGUCCUUGAUUAUGUGGGAACUGGGAACUAGAUAAUUUUGGAACUUGUUUUUUCUUUGUUUUGUUUGUAAUGAUAUGAUAUACUUAAUUUUGCAUUAAUGUAAUCAUGGUUUCAAUUUGAUUCCAAACAUGAGAAAUCGACAAUCAUCUUUCACAACCCUCAUUAAA
Messenger RNA from Cuscuta epithymum, 1979 nucleotides. Lineage: Eukaryota; Viridiplantae; Streptophyta; Magnoliopsida; Solanales; Convolvulaceae. The record is from the annotation of a GenBank genome assembly.